Messenger RNA from Puccinia triticina, 315 nucleotides. RefSeq lists its product as uncharacterized. Bases 1 to 315 code for a protein of 104 amino acids. NCBI's taxonomy places the organism in Eukaryota, Fungi, Basidiomycota, Pucciniomycetes, Pucciniales, Pucciniaceae. The record is from RefSeq and is a predicted model, not a curated record. The transcript has 3 exons.
AUGCACAUUUUCAAGUUCGCACUUCCUUUUUUCACUGCGUUUCAUAGGGUCACAAGUACUAGUCAGACGCACGUGUCUUGCACCUGGAUUCAUACCCGCUGUUACUGCGCAGUUGACGUCUCAAAUGACCCAACAGCUCCACAUUGGGUUUUCCAUCAUAGAUGCAGAGAAUUGGGUGGUUUAGAUUUUCAGCCCUGUGCUACCCUAGUGCCUGAAUUCAACGGGGGGACAAAGACCUAUUGCUGUAAUGAAAAUUUCAUUAGAUCAAAGGAUGCAACCCCUGAAAAGAUAAAGGCACAUUGCAUAACAGGAUAA